AUUUUCCUGCUGGCCCUGUAUAUGUGAAUGUCUACUGUGGAGGAGUCGUUAAGACCACAGCACAGAUCGAGUACUAUACAGCACUAGAGGAGAUUGAGCACAUUUUUAAGAAAGUGGCUGACCCAAUAGCUUUCACUUGCCAGGCUUUUAGAUUUUCUUCUGUGGAGAAGCUGGACAAUGUUCUGACUUUGUUAUUGAAAAGCAGAAUAUCUACUUAUGAGUUCAGCCCAUUCCAAAGUGAAGAGCACCAUCGUCAACCUGAUAGCCAUUUGGAAGAAUUUCCUACUCUCCCUCACUGUGCAGCCAGAUUUGGAUUAAAGAACCUUGCAACAUUUCUACUCAAUUCUCCUGAGGCCACAAAGGCUUGCAAAAUAACCAAUAAAUAUGGAGAGGAUCCAGCAACUAUCGCUGAGAAGCACGGGCACAGGGAACUAAGAAAAUUAAUCAGGGAAUUGUCAAUUAAUACAGUGGACAAUUUCACCAGUUGCAAGGUGGAAGCAGAAGAUGAUGACACCUACGUGGUUAUGCUGGGCUCAGAAACUCAAGCAGCCAUGACAUUAAAAGCCACACAGAACCCAGGAAUCCAAUAUGGAAUUGGAUCAAGAUGCCAACAAGAAGUUGAGGUGGCUGAGGAAGAGAAAGAUGAUGUAGAAGACAGCAGAGAGGAGACAGAACAUGAAGAUCAAGAAGAGGAAGAUUCAUACAGCUUUCACAACAGUCCUGACAAUUUGUAUGCCAGCAUACCUGAUGAUCUUGAAGAGAACAGAAGAGACUGCUUUUUACAGAAGAGGCCACCCCCUCCUCCCCCUCGAAACCUGCCUGGCAUCCUAAGACAGCGUGAUGUAUCACAAGAGAGGAAUUUUGUGGAGGGCAGAAGUGAAAGAGGACAUGGUGAUGGACUUAUAACAGCAUGUUACAGAGAAGAUACAUGCAAGGAAGACAGCAGGGGGGAAGACCCGUACACUUUUGUGACACUGGAUGAAUCUGUGUAUGAUUUCGUACUGGCUGAGGAGGAGGAGAAAAGGAAGGAACAUAAGUCUUUUACCAUGAACAGGCCACCAGCCCCUACCCCUCGUCCAGUAUAUUCACCAGUCAGAGAGGAGGAUACUCCCUAUAUAAUGCAAGUGUUUCAGCAAAAGGCCACUCGGGUGCCCAGUGACAGCAACAGAACGUACUGCUAUGCCAGGAAGCCCGCACACAAAGGUCACACUGACAAAGUAACUGAUAGAACUGUGAAGCACAACAUCCCUACCAAACAGGAAGAACUCAUCCGCUUGCAGGAACAGGUGAAAAAGGGGACAAUUUCUGUGGAUGAAGCCCUUGACAGAUUUAAACAGUGGCAGAAGGAAAAACAGAGACUACAGUCCUCUCAACAGUCUCCAACUAGGAACUCAACAGACAAGGAGCAGAUGCCUAAUCAACAGAGGUAA
This is a messenger RNA of Nestor notabilis (Kea), 1430 nucleotides long. RefSeq names its product B-cell scaffold protein with ankyrin repeats 1 (gene BANK1). NCBI's taxonomy places the organism in Eukaryota, Metazoa, Chordata, Aves, Psittaciformes, Psittacidae. The annotation marks the transcript as partial. The transcript is spliced from 9 exons. Gene Ontology annotation, molecular function: signaling receptor binding; protein tyrosine kinase binding. Gene Ontology annotation, biological process: negative regulation of phosphatidylinositol 3-kinase/protein kinase B signal transduction; B cell activation; negative regulation of B cell activation. The record is from RefSeq and is a predicted model, not a curated record.